UCAGGGCUGUCUGACGGGUGACAUGCGCGCAGGAGCUCUAGUGCGUAAACCUCUCCGCCGCGCAUGCGCGAGCGAUAACAAUGAGCAGUCGUUCCUGGCUGACCGCGUCUUCCCUUCACCACGUGACCGAGCUCUAUAUAGGGAGGAGCGCUGACGCUGCUGCUUUACUUGUCUGGUAGCUCCGUCGAACGAGACGCUGUUUAAAAAUGGCGUCAACGAGUCGUGUGGAGCCGAAAGUGACCUGUCCGAAUCACCCAGAUGCCAUUUUGGUAGAAGAUUACAGAGCGGGGGACAUGAUCUGCUCAGAAUGUGGAUUAGUUGUAGGUGACAGAGUUAUUGAUGUCGGCUCUGAAUGGAGAACUUUUAGCAAUGACAAAGCCACCAAAGAUCCAUCUCGAGUUGGAGACACCCAGAAUCCUCUUCUAAGUGGUGGAGACCUGACUACAAUGAUUGGGAAGGGAACUGGAUCAGCGAGUUUCGAUGAAUUUGGAAAUUCUAAAUACCAGAACCGAAGGACGAUGAGCAGCUCGGACCGAGCCAUGAUGUAACGCGUUUAAGGAAAUUUCUAAUAUGUCGGACAGAAUAGACCUCCCACGUAAUAUCAUCGUAAGUCGGCAUCUUAUCAA
Hyla sarda is the source of this 626-nucleotide messenger RNA. It is a transcript of the gene GTF2B, whose product is annotated as general transcription factor IIB. NCBI's taxonomy places the organism in Eukaryota, Metazoa, Chordata, Amphibia, Anura, Hylidae. Gene Ontology annotation, biological process: transcription initiation at RNA polymerase II promoter; transcription preinitiation complex assembly. The transcript is spliced from 4 exons. Bases 207 to 548 code for a protein of 113 amino acids. Gene Ontology annotation, molecular function: RNA polymerase II general transcription initiation factor activity; TBP-class protein binding. The record is from RefSeq and is a predicted model, not a curated record. Gene Ontology annotation, cellular component: transcription preinitiation complex; nucleus.